Ogataea parapolymorpha DL-1 is the source of this 726-nucleotide messenger RNA. RefSeq lists its product as uncharacterized. The record is from RefSeq and is a predicted model, not a curated record. Lineage: Eukaryota; Fungi; Ascomycota; Pichiomycetes; Pichiales; Pichiaceae. The transcript has a single exon. Bases 1 to 726 code for a protein of 241 amino acids.
AUGGUGGAUCCAACAAAAGACGACUCGCCCGCAUGCACGCGAGACAUCCGACAGCUGCCAAGAAGAAUACGUUCCCCCUAUGACUCUGCCGCUCGACCUCAUACAAGUCCGCAAGAAAGUGUGUCGCGUCCGUCCACCCUUCUCCCUCCCUUGACCUCGACAACGUCCUCCACUUCAGCCAGCUCGCAUUUUUACUAUCCAUCUCAGCAAGGCUCUUUCCAGAGGAGUACCCCACUAUACGCCCCCAGUUAUAGCGAUCUGCCCCACAGUAAAGGCUACAAUUACCGGUCACCAGCUCCACCGCGCCGAUUAAGCUCAUCCAGGACAUCUGUUUUUCAGACACAGAUAAACCCAUUGGAUUACACGCCGGCCGAUCCAGGGGUUGAUCUGUCCAUCUUUACAGAGGAAGACGCGGUCGUUUUGCGAAAUCUGCUUCCGUUGGCAGAGAUCCAUAAAUGGAAGUUUGUUGCAACCAAACUCUCUAAAAGAAGAUCGAAAAAGCUUAAUGCUGACUUCUGCAUCAAAAAAUUCCACGAAAUGUUCGAUCUCCCGUUUAAUCCUGCUCACUCCCUGUUCAAUUCCCAAUACUUCCUAAGAGCGUCUGCUGGUACGGCGCAUUCGAGAAGAAACCUUGAGGGUCUGGUUGGCAGCUCGUUGCCAUACAUUGUUUCCAAAGACGGUUGGAACAAUAUUCAAUAUGACACCUCGCACCGGGCCUCGGCAUAA